Molecule: messenger RNA, 2403 nt
Organism: Pezoporus occidentalis (night parrot)
Lineage: Eukaryota; Metazoa; Chordata; Aves; Psittaciformes; Psittacidae
Product: TBC1 domain family member 1-like
Exons: 10
Coding region: 504-2180 (558 amino acids)
Source: RefSeq, a predicted model, not a curated record
CACGCGGCCUGGCAGGGGACCCGCCGCCUGUUGCUAUUUUCGCCCGCGCUGGCUGGGCGGGAGCGGGGAGGCGGCUACUGGCAGCUGCCGGUCGUGCGGCUCGACCUCCCCCGCCCGGACCGCCGGCAGGUAGAGGCGGGGCUGCCCGUUCGGCCCCGUCCCGACCGGGGCGGACAGCAACAGGAGGCGGAGAGCAGCCCCCUGGCCCGGCCGGGCCGCCCGCGCUGCCGGUGCGCGGAGGCGCUGGUGUGGCCUCCCCUCCCCCGGCUCGUUGGCGGCUCUCUGCCCCUCGCCCCUCAGCGGGAGGUGGGCCGGCGGCGCCUGACAGCCCGCGGCUGCUCCCCGCCAAAGGCACUUCCUUGCAGCGAGCACAUCCUGCGGCGGUCAGGCGGCGGUAAGAGGCGGCCGAAAUCUUCUGUUCCUUAAUCAAAGAACCAUACAGAAGUCAUUCCAUGGAACUGAAAUAUUGAUGAAUUAGUCCAGGUUCUGUAAAGGACUGUAAAAUGGAGCCAAUUACAUUCAAAGUAAAGAAGCACCACAUAUCAAAUGAUUUCUCAGCAAGUUUCAGUCUCCAGCUUGUUGGUUCUCUGCCAGUGCAUUCCCUAACCACCAUGUCAAUGCUGCCUUGGAUUGUGGCAGAGAUCCGGAUGCUCAGUGCAAGGGCUUCCAAAGAAGAACCUAGCGUCAGCCAAAUCCGACUGUAUGUUUCACCAGAGAGUUUGCGAUGUGAACCAGACACUGGGAAAAUCCAGCAGUGGGACCCUUUGAAUUAUUCAGAUUUGUUUGAAUACAAGCCACAGCAUGUCCACAAACUGAUACACAACAGCCACGAUCCAAGCUACUUUGCUUGUCUGAUAAAGGAUGGAGCAGCAAGUCAUCAAAGCAUCUGCUAUGUAUUUAAAGCUGAUGAUCAGACAAAAGUGCCUGAGAUCAUAAGUUCUAUUCGACAAGCUGGAAAAAUUGCUCGUCAGGAAGAGUUUCAGAGUAAUCUCUCAGAUGUCGAAGACCCUUUUGCCAAAAAGUUUGAGGUGCUGUUCUGUGGACGGGUGACAGUAGCACAUAAAAAUGCACCUCCAGCACUCAUAGAUGAAUGCAUUGAGAAAUUUAAUCGUGCAAGUUGUACAAAACAAUCAGAUUGCAACUCAUCAUCUCAACAACAUGAAACUGCCACUAACUUUGGAGGCUUCUCUUUCAGCGACAGAUUUCGGUCUGUUUUCCAGCCCUUGGUCAGUGAAGAAGAGGAGAAAAGGCCAAUUAGGAAAUCCUUUUCCCAGCCUGGGCUGCGUUCCUUUGCUUUUAAGAAGGAUUUGCAAGAGGGAAGCCAAAGGAGUAGCAGCUUUGUCAGGUCUUUCGAAGAAGAUGCCAUUUCACUGAACCUAAAAAGUCAACUCGUCUAUGGACACAGUGUUGUGCAGCCAACAGACAUUGCAGAAAACCGGACAAUGUUGUUUACGAUUGGCCAGUCUGAAGUUUACCUUAUCAGUCCUGACACAAAAAAAGUAGCAAUUGAGAAAAGCUUUAAAGAAAUAUCCUUUUGUUCUCAGGGAAUUAGACAUGUGGAUCACUUUGGGUUUAUCUGCAGAGAGUCUUCAGAAAAUGGAGGCUUCCACUUUGUUUGCUACGUGUUUCAGUGUACAGAUGAAGCACUGGUUGAUGAAAUCAUGAUGACAUUGAAACAGGCUUUCACCGUAGCUGCUGUGCAACAGACUUCCAAGGCACAGCCCCAGCUCUGUGAAGGAUGUCCUAUGCAAAGCUUGCAUAAACUCUGUGAAAAGAUAGAAGGGUUACACCCUUCUAAGACUAAAUUGGAACUACAAAAGCAUCUAACAACACUAAAUAACGAGGAGCAGGCCUCUGUUUUUGAAGAGGUUAAGAAAUUAAGACCAAGGAAUGAUCAAAAAGAGAAUGAGUUGGUUAUCUCUGUUUUGAGAAACAUGUAUGAAGAAAAACAGAAGGACCAUGUCCAUGUUGGAGAAGCAAAACAGGCUUCACAACCCCCUACUGAGAAUGCUGUAAAUGAAGUGCCCAGCAGUACUUCAAGAUUCAGAUUAGAUAUGUUAAAGAACAAAGCAAAAAGAUCUCUGACAGAAUCAUUUGAAAGCAUUUUGUCACGUGUUGAAUGCCAAACAACAAAUAUUAAAGGAACAAAAAUUUGGCAGUCUCAUUCUCAUCAGCAGUAAAAUUGAACAAAGACCUAGUACAGUUUAUUGGUUCAUAGACAUACAACUAGUAGUGACAAAACAAGGCUUUCGAAGCUUAUUUCAGACAUUGUAUCUAACCUGCUUCCAUGAAACAAAUGAUGGCAAAAGCAUGUUCUCCCUGUUAUUAUUAUGCACAUAGAGAAGAUUUUUAGUUGAAUAUCUCCCCUCAUUACUUACCAGCCAGCAUUUGUAGAGUUCACCC